AUGAGUAUGGCAGACAAAGGACCGAAUACUGCAGAGUACGUGGGCGAGAAGACGUUGACCGAGGAUGGCAGGAAGAUCGUGGAAGAGACCGAGGUGGAGGCUGUGAACGCUUCGUUUGCGACCAUUAUGGCGAAUCACAAGCCGAAUCCAUGGGGAAAGGGCCAUUUGCAGUUGUACGCGUUGGCUACUAUUUGCUUUCUGAACUCGACCAUGAGCGGCUUUGAUGGAUCACUCAUGGGCUCGAUAAACGCUCUGCCCAAUUACACCAAGUACUACGACCUCCCAACCACAGGCACAGCUUCCACCGGUAUCAUCUUCGCCAUCUUCCAGGUUGGACAGAUGUGCGCUGCUCUUUUCGUCUGGGUAGCGGACUGGCUCGGUCGUCGCUGGCUAAUCUUUAUUGGAACUGCGGGUGUCAUUGUGGGAACGGUCAUUACCUCGACUGCGAAGACUCUCCCUACUUUCAUCGGUGGUAGGUUCUUGCUAAGCUUCUUCGCACAAUUGGCGUGCUCGGCUAGUCCACUAUACCUGGUAGAGGUGGCGCCGCCACAGUAUCGGGGUACAUUAGCUGGCAUGUACAACACUUUUUACUACAUGGGUUCCAUCCUGGCAACAUCGUCUGUAUACGGGGCACACAAACAUCUCUCCGAUACGAACAUGGACUGGCGCCUCCCACUCUGGCUGCAGAUGGUGUGCCCAGGCCUAGUCUGCUGCGUGAUUCUCUUCUUCCCGGAAAGUCCUCGUUGGUUGGUCGCUAGAGACCGACACGAAGAGGCACGCAAAUUUCUGGUCAAGCACCACGCCAACGGCGACGCCAACCACCCCUUAAUUGCGCUUGAGAUGUAUGAGAUGCAAGAAUCUCUCCGCAAAGAUCCGGUAUCAAACUGGCGCAACUUCUUCGAUCUGCGAGUGCUCUUCAAAACUAGGGCGAGACGAUACAGGACGAUGCUAAACAUGACAUUUGCGUGGUUUGGUCAAUUCUCUGGCAACAAUGUUGUCUCUUAUUAUCUUCCUCAACUUGCAGCCAACGUCGGCAUCAAGUCCACUGACACUAAGCUCCUUCUCAACAUCAUGUACGCUGUCGAAGGGUACAUCUUCGCAACAGCAGGAGCGCGCUUGCAUGAUGUUUUUGGUCGCCGUAAGAUGCUGUUGUGUUCCACAGCAGGCUUGAUUAUCGCGCUUUCCAUCACUGCAGGCACUGCAGCAGGAUACGUCAACACAGGAUCCGAAACCAGCUCCAAGGCCUCGAUCGGCUUCAUCUUUGUCUUUGGCGCCAUCUUCGCAUUCGGGUUCACGGCGAUGCAGCCCAUCUACCCUGCUGAAGUCAUGGCGAACGACAUGCGCGCCAAGGGCAUGGGGACGUACAAGAUUGUCGGUGGAGCAGCAGGCUUCAUCAAUACCUUCGCGGCGCCAAUUGCCCUCUCGAAUAUCGGAUACUGGUUCUACGUGUUCUUCGUAUUCUGGGACAUCUUCGAAUUUGUGUUCAUGUAUUUCUUCUUCGUUGAGACCAAGGGCCUGACCCUGGAAGAAAUGGACGAUAUAUUCGAAGCAAAGAACCCGCGUAAGGCAAGCACAGAGAAGAAGAAGGUCAAGGUGCGGACGGUACUUGGAAACGAUGGAAAGGUCGAGCAGGAGAUCAUUAGUAAGGCAGAUGCGUAG
Messenger RNA from Didymosphaeria variabile, 1659 nucleotides. RefSeq lists its product as uncharacterized. The transcript has 5 exons. Lineage: Eukaryota; Fungi; Ascomycota; Dothideomycetes; Pleosporales; Didymosphaeriaceae. Bases 1 to 1659 code for a protein of 552 amino acids. The record is from RefSeq and is a predicted model, not a curated record. Gene Ontology annotation, biological process: lipid metabolic process; transmembrane transport; carbohydrate transport. Gene Ontology annotation, molecular function: carbohydrate:proton symporter activity; oxidoreductase activity, acting on the CH-CH group of donors. Gene Ontology annotation, cellular component: membrane.